Molecule: messenger RNA, 840 nt
Organism: Rotaria socialis
Lineage: Eukaryota; Metazoa; Rotifera; Eurotatoria; Philodinida; Philodinidae
Source: the annotation of a GenBank genome assembly
AUGCAAUUGUUUUGUAUAUUAGCUCUUUAUAUAACCAUCUUGGAAAUUCAGGCUACUGAAACAAUAGCCGCAUGGAAUGAGACCUAUCCAAAAGGUCAAGUAGUUCGGGUAGACAAUGUCGAUGUUUAUACGGUUGGCAGUAAUGAAAAUUCAGCUAAUGAUCUAUCGGUUAUUGUAAUCUAUGAUGUAUUUGGAUUCAAUGUAAGUCAAACACGUGUAUUUUGCGAUCGUCUCUCUGCACAGUAUAAAGUACAAGUGGCUAUGCCAGAUUUCUUUCGUGGUAAAACAGCAUCGCCACACUUAGAGAAUCUUAGUGAUGUAUUAUCUCUAAUUGGUAACUGGUCUCAAGUAUCAUCAGAUCUUAACACUGUUGCUUCAUGGCUUCGAAAAAAGUCAACAACUCAUCGCGUUGCACUUGUUGGGUUCUGUUGGGGCGGUCUACAAGUUGCACGAGCUUGUUCGAAUCUAUCGUCACAAUUUUUCACAGGUAUUUCAAUUCAUGGUGCAUGGUUGACAGAAGAUGAAGUUCGUAAUUUACAACAACCAGUACUAUUCAUUGCUGCUGGUGAUGAUCCACCGUUGCAGCCCAAUAUUUCGAGUGUCAUUGAACAAUGGACAAGUCCCAGGGUAGCUGGUCAGUGCCAAUAUGAAACAUAUUCAAACAUGGCACACGGAUUUGUAUCAACGGGUGCUAAUUAUUCGAAUACUGAGAAUGUUAAAGCUAUCGAUAGCGUCCAUGAAACCGUGAGAGAUUAUCUGAAUCGAAUCUCUCGUAACUCAGCAUCAAUAACGCAUUAUUCUAUACUCUUUGCUUUUGUUCUUUUUUUACUACUUAUUUAG